This is a messenger RNA of Cyprinodon tularosa, 1233 nucleotides long. It is a transcript of the gene bcl2l1, whose product is annotated as BCL2 like 1. The record is from RefSeq and is a predicted model, not a curated record. The coding region runs from base 310 to 990 and encodes 226 amino acids. Gene Ontology annotation, cellular component: mitochondrial outer membrane. Gene Ontology annotation, biological process: intrinsic apoptotic signaling pathway in response to DNA damage; negative regulation of intrinsic apoptotic signaling pathway; extrinsic apoptotic signaling pathway in absence of ligand. The transcript has 3 exons. Gene Ontology annotation, molecular function: protein homodimerization activity; protein heterodimerization activity. Lineage: Eukaryota; Metazoa; Chordata; Actinopteri; Cyprinodontiformes; Cyprinodontidae.
ACGUGGCACGUAGAGCGGUGGGCGGGGCUCCGGGAGCCAGGAAUCUUCCUAGCUAGCGAGCAGGCUAACUAUGAGGGUCCGGGUCUUCAGCGGUCCUACCGGGGUUCGGAUAGUUCGCCCAAAGUCAUGAUUCUGUGGAGAGCACCGCACAGGGCCUGAGCUGUCAGCCUUCCGUUUCUCCUCCAAGCGGCGGCCGGCCGGCGGGCCAUGCUGGUCUAGACAGAGGAACGUCAGGAAGAACCCCCCCCCCCCUGGAGUGUUUGGGCCUGACCAACCAGAGCAAAGACAGAGGAACGCAUCACAGCCAGGAUGUCUCAGAACAGAGAACUGGUCCUUUUCUACAUUAAGUUCAAACUGUCUCAGAGGAACUAUCCCGUCAACCACAUAAUGCUUAACGAGCCGCCCAACGGCACCGGCGCCCAGGGGGCGGACCAGGACGACGAGCGUACGCCGGAGACGCACGCUAACGGGACUUUUAACGGGACCAGUCCAGGCUCCCCGCGGCGACAGCAGGCGUCCACAGCCGCCAUGGAGGCGGUGAAGGCGGCGCUGAGAGACACGGCCUGCGAGUUCGAGCUGCGCUACUCCCGCGCCUUCAACGACCUUCACAGCACGCUGCACAUCACGCCGGCCACCGCCUACCAGAGCUUCGAGAACGUGAUGAACGAGGUGUUCCGGGACGGCGUCAACUGGGGCCGCAUCGUGGGCCUGUUCGCCUUCGGCGGAGCGCUGUGCGUGGAAUGCGUGGAGAAGGAGAUGAGUCCCCUGGUGGGGCGGAUCGUGGAGUGGAUGACCGUCUACCUGGAUGAGCAGAUCGAUCCCUGGAUCCAGAGCCAAGGAGGAUGGGAACGCUUUGCUGAAAUCUUCGGAGGCGACGCAGCGGCUGAGAGCAGAAGGUCUCAGGAGAGCCUGAAGAACUGGCUGCUGCUGGGGAUGAGCGUGGCGACCGCCCUCAUAGCCGGCUCCAUCUUCGCCCACAAACGCCUGUGAGAGGACGCCCCCUCCCACCGCCAUCUAUCACUAUGGUGGACGUUAAAGGAGGGUCCUGAUCAUGAUGUUUACCAGCGUCUCCUGCGGCGGACCGAGGAGCCGCAGAUGUUGGCGGCUGACAGGAAAUCGAAGUUGAAGUAUUGAUGUCGGGCGAUGGUGGUUCUGCUGAGACUGAGCCGUUUGUUCCUUUAUCCUCCAUGUUCAGAUUUAUUAAAGAUCUUAUUUUCUGUCUUAUUUUCUGAA